UUCACUUGUCUACAUCUCAUCUAGCUGGUGGUUUGCUUUAAAAAAGAAAAGUGCAUUUCUUUUUCCCCCCUAUGGAUAUGCAUUUAGUACGCUACGCUUCAGCGUUGUUUCCGAGGCUGAAGCUGAUCCUGAAAGGACAAUAGCGUAAAGCUGUCGCGUGCAGCGGGGAUGCGCGAACUUUACAGCGGGUGCUGCGCUAUCAUCCAGUUUAUUGUUGGGGUGAUAUCUAUCAUAUAAGGUUCAUGUUGUAUGUCCUUGGUUAAUAUGGGCCAAUCAGAUCUAGCCAAUGGAACGGAGGACACGGCCUAUGAUGGAAAUCAAGAGACCAGCCUGGGAAAUGACAGCAUGAACACUUACAAGCCAGCUUUUGUGGAUGACAUCACCAAGCACCUGAGUGUCCAAAUAUCUCUCAUCUUAGCAUACUCUCUCAUAAUCCUGCUAGGACUUGUGGGUAACACCCUGGUCAUUUACAUGAUCAUUCUGCACAGAAACAUGCGUACGGUCACCAACUACUUCAUUGCGAACCUGGCCUUGGCCGACCUGAUGGUGGACACGAUGUGUUUGCCUUUCACGCUAGUUUACACGUUGUUGGACGAAUGGAAAUUUGGAGCAGUGAUGUGUCAUAUGGUGCCUUAUGCCCAAGCUCUCAGCGUCCACGUGUCCAUUCUCACCCUAACGGUCAUUGCUCUAGAACGCUACAGGUGUAUCGUCUUCCAUCUUGGCCAGCGCCUCAAUAGGUGCACCAGCUUCAUCAUCAUCGGCCUGACCUGGGCGUUCGCCGCCAUACUGGCUGGCCCGCUGGCGAUUUUCCGAGAGUAUCGCCACGAGGAGAUCCCAUACAUUGACUUGCGGAUUGCGGUUUGCUCAGAGAAAUGGCCCAACGGCACCAAUCGGGACGCUGUCAUUUACAGUUUAUCAAUGCUUCUCCUGCAGUAUGUGGUCCCUUUGGCAAUCAUCAGCUAUGCUUACGUGUGCAUCUGGAUCAAACUGAAGAACCACGUCAGCCCUUCCAACCGCAGCGAUGGCAUCAUCCGCCGGAAGAAGACCACGAAGAUGCUGGCGUUGGUGGUCGUGGUCUUCGCUGUUUGCUGGCUUCCCUUCCACAUGUUUCAGCUGGCUAGCGAUCUCGACUUGAUUCUCAAGUUCAAAGAAUACAAACUUAUUUACACCUUGUUUCACAUCGUUGCGAUGUGCUCGACUUUUGUCAACCCAUUGCUCUAUGGCUGGAUGAACCAGAAUUACAGGAAUGGCUUUCUCAUGUUCUUCCGCUGUGAACACAAACCAGACACCAUCUACCCUGAUGGGUCCUUCAGGACUCGAUCUUUGAGAGGGAUGAUUGUGAAUGGCUACAAUGAUGGUCAGCCUGCAACUGCUGUCUAAUCACGAAGACGCAGUCUUCCUCUGUCUGGAGGAGCCUGCUUAAUGCACAGUAGGGUACAACGGGGCUAAAGGCGCCCCGGGGUUAAAGGCACCUUUGAUAUUAUUUUUCUCUAAAUCACUAGAUGGCAGAAAAACAUGGUGUAGCACUUUCCAAAACAUUCGCUUUUCAAGUCUGAUCCUUGGUGCAAUUGCGGGCAGUGCAAAGUUGAUUCUGUGCUUACUUGAUCUAAUAUUUGAUGUUUUUAAAAUGUUUUAGAUUUAAGUAGCAAAUGAGAAUCGCUAAAAUAAAUUCAUAUAUUUUGAGACAAAUGUCUUGAGAUUUGUUUAAGAUAAUUAAAGCAACAGUUUUUAAAUAACGAAAGAAUAUGUAAAAGUAUGGUAUUUGGGGUAAAAAGUGUCCCUGCUGUUGGGGUUAAAAGGCACAAUAAUUAACAUGAUAAUUAAUAGUUGGCUGACUUUUCCAUUUGUUGACAUGACAUGGUUAGAUUCAGAUGGUAAAUAUCAUAUAUUAUGUGGGGUGUCCAUCUUAGAGAUAAUCAUCAUGUUUAGAAAGAAACCAUUAUAUUUAAAAAUGUGAUAUUAUUCAUAUCAUAUCAUAAAAUAUAAUUUAUUGUUACCACUGUAAAUCUAUAUUGAAAUAUAAUGGGAUCUCCUUCAGUGCUUUCAGAAUCUUUACUUUUUAAAAUGAUUUUGUUUCUGUACUUUAAAAUAUAUUUUUUACAUAUUUUAACGACAGUAUAUUUAUUGAACAAAAAUGUAUUAUUUUAUUUUUCAAGAUAAGCAGAAAAUAGUGCAAACUGCUGAAGUGGUUGUUUUGAACAAGUAUUAACUUAUUAAAAGUUAAAAGUUUAUUAAAGGUUUUGCCCCUUUUGUUUUAAAACAAAAUAAACAACUGAUGAUUUAUUGUCACACAAAAUCUGUUGCUCCAUAAAUGUUCAAUACAAACAUAUAUAUAUUUUUGCAAUUACACAUUUUAGGCUCAGUGAACAGCACAUUUUUUCUUAAGGUGUGCCUUUAGCCCUAUUGUACCCUAUGUGCAUCGGAGUAAAAUAAUGAGAUCAUAAUCAGACUUUUCCCUUUGUUGACAUGACAUGGUUGGGUAAUCACCAUGUUUACAAUGAAACCAUGAUAUGAUAAAAUAUAAUAUUUAUUGUUACUGCUGAAAAGCCAUAUUACAUUAUUAUGAGGAUUUCCGUCAAGAAUAUUUCCCUUUCUAAAUAUUUUUAAAAUUAACAUUAAACUGGCAGGAUAUUUAUUAAACAAAAAUAAAUGUUAUUUAUGAAAACAAACAGAA
Messenger RNA from Labeo rohita (rohu), 2674 nucleotides. RefSeq names its product neuropeptide Y receptor Y7 (gene npy7r). The transcript is spliced from 2 exons. NCBI's taxonomy places the organism in Eukaryota, Metazoa, Chordata, Actinopteri, Cypriniformes, Cyprinidae. Gene Ontology annotation, molecular function: neuropeptide Y receptor activity. The record is from RefSeq and is a predicted model, not a curated record. Bases 250 to 1380 code for a protein of 376 amino acids. Gene Ontology annotation, biological process: G protein-coupled receptor signaling pathway. Gene Ontology annotation, cellular component: membrane.